UGUUCUCGGCAUUACAGGUGGGGUUACGGGUGGGUUCAGGUGAUCGGGUCCUCUCAAUUUCGAGAUCAAUAGCGAACUGUCACUUAGCGGAGGCCCUCCGGGGCUGCUCCGGGUUUACGAUUUGGAAACCAUUGGAGUCACACGCUCGUUCGAAUUCUACAUUCGUCGUUUACAAUUAAAAACUGAACGUGUGCUGCGAAAGCAAAAUUGCUUUUUUCUUAAUUGCAACGACAAAAAUUUCGACAGUUUUCAAGAUGGUUGCGAUCGAGAACCUGUUUUUCUUCAAUGCCGUCCAGCAACUAGCGAGAUGUUUAGCCGCUAUCAAACCCACACCGUGGGAGAAGGUAGCCAAAUUAUACAAAUUAUGUCCGCAAGAUUCGGCUCAGGGUGUAUUCCGUCUGGAUCAGAGAGGACAGGACGCGACCAUUGCGUUGGGAAUUUAUUUUCUAGAAUCCGGUUUGCAGCACAGAGAUCGGAUUUUGCCGUAUCUGCUAAGAUUGUUGCGCGGUCUUCCAAAGGCGGUCUGGCGGGACGAAAUCAAAUGUUCGGUUACCGAGAGAGUUCCCGUUGCGGAACGUUUCAGCUUCUGUCUGAACACAUUGCUGAGCGACGUGGCGGCCAGAUGUGAACCGGCCCGGGAAGAGAUUAUCUCAACCCAGGUUGAGAUACUGGCAAUUUUGACCAAUCUGAUACGCGGAUACAAAGAUCAGAAUAGCAACAGAGGCUUGCAAGCGAAAAUAUCAUUGUGCAAAUGUCUGGUUCCGGUGCUGAUCGGUCUGGCGAGAUCGAUGGGUCGUUUCGCGUACAUGGAUCCGCCGUUGCUCUGUCGAAUUUUUCCACGAAAGGAAACUCCUGCGCCAGCAAACUACUCGGAGAGCCGUUCGAUGUCGGACAGGAAGCAACACAGCUUUUCGAAUUUCAGACCGAUUAUUCCUCGAUCUCUGAGCGGUAACUUUCAUUCGUGCAUCGACACAACCAUAUCCGGCUAUGACAAUUACGAUUAUCAGUGUGGGAAGAGACCGUCGCUGCAGUCAUUUCUGUCGGUGCCGUACGAUCCGACGACGUAUUUCUUCAGCCGCUACGGCUCGAGCUUCAAUCAGUUCACGCAAAUGCGCUGCAACGAGAGUCCCGAAAGACGAGCCGGGAUGCAGUUCACCGUCGUGCAUCUGCAGAGCGUAUUGGCUCUGGCGAAAAAGCUCCUCACCAAGGAGAUUCUGACGUUUCUGGACGAAGAGGCGCAACAGGUCUACAAUUCUGGCCAGGUGCACAUUUAUCCUUAUCGCACGUUCAGCGAGACGAUGAAUCUGGUGAUGGUGGCUCUGUUGCGCGAGCUGCUGCAGCAUCAACGUGACUUGCCGGCCCCGUUCACGAAAGACGUGCAGGAGUUCGUCAAAGGCUUGUUUCUCUCGGGACAAACGGAGUUGCAGUCGCGUCAGCACGACGCGAGCGAGCGCGAGGACAUCGAUACGAAUUUUCGUACUGUGAAUCGGUUCAAGGUGAACGUGAUGGCCAAUUCCGCGUGCGUCGAUCUUCUCGUCUGGGCGAUCGGUGACGAAGCAGGUGCGGAUAGUUUGUGCGGACGGCUCGUGGAGAAGAUCAAUUCGAAUCACGGUCCUAAACUUGUGCUAGCUCACAUGCCGUUGCUGAUGGUUUGUCUCGAAGGCUUGGGGAAAUUGGCACAGAAAUUUCCUAACAUAGCCCACAGCACGUCCAUUUAUUGCUUGCGAGACUUUCUCAUCGCUCCGUCGCCUAUUCUUCUCAAACUGCACCGACAGCAAAGCGAAUGUUCCGUGAAGGAACAUCAGUUUAAGGUGCUAGUUCAAGGAAAAGAAAUAAGCGACACGAAGCAAACGACGUCGUCUGUACAAACGGCGUUUGAGAAGCUUCGCGACGCGGCCAUCAGCAAUCUCUGCGUCGCUCUAGAAGCCGCGCACUCAGUGAAUCCCGACUGCGUCCUAGCGCUUGUUGCCAGUGUUUCGAACAGAUUGUACACCGCGGACAUAUGCGACGGCGAAAGCGAUGAAAGACUGAAGAACGAGGUGAUCUCAAAGAACAUUGUGAUCAUGUUGGGCCACGUGGCCGUGGCGUUGAAGGACAUCCCGAAGACAAUGAGCACAAUCUUUCCGUUCUUUCAGCAGAUCUUUUGUCGCACCCCCAGCGAUCUUGACUUCCUCAUAGUGGAUCAAUUGGGUUGCAUGAUUAUUGCCAAAUGCGAACCAAAGAUUUACGAAGGUAUAAUGCAGAUGUUCUCCAUGUCUUUGGGCUCGAGCACGGCGACAUAUGCCGCGAACGACGAUCGCAAACAGUACUGUCACGUUUCUAAGGCGGUUACUAACGCGCUGGCGAACAUAGCGGCAAACUUGCACGGCGAAUCGGAAUUAAACGACCUGCUGUUACACCUUCUGGAACUUUUCGUGCAGUUGGGGCUCGAAGGUAAACGCGCGAGCGACAAAAUGCCGAACAGCAUUGCUGCGACGAAAGCAGCUAGCAGCGCCGGAAACUUGGGCGUGCUCAUUCCCGUGAUCGCGAUAUUGGUUCGACGUUUACCGCCAAUCAGACAUCCGCAGAAACGACUGCUGAAACUCUUCAAAGACUUCUGGUUGUACUGCGUCAUAAUGGGAUUUGCCGCUGAUCAUCCCUCACGCUUGUGGCCGUCCGAAUGGUACGAGGGGGUUAGAGAAAUCGCGGUCAAAUCACCCUAUCUUAUUUCGCAGACCAGCGCCCGUCUCGAGAUGCGAGAGCUGCAGUACACGUCGGCAGUGCGAAACGACAGCGUCUCGUUGAACGAGCUCCAAGAGCUACGGAGUCAAGUGCUGAAGAUAAGCACCCGUACAAAUGACAUAUCAGCGUACGUAACUAAACUGCAGUUCGCGCAGUGCACGUACUUAUUAUCCGUUUACUGGUCGGAAACUUUGCGCGUGGCCAACAGUCCUGAACCGAGUCUGCAGCCGAUAAUGGAGUAUCUCUGCGACACCGAUUUGCAAAAGGACAAGAGCGGCAUGUGGCAGUGCAUAUGCUGCGUGGCGGAUUCGGUUUUCGCUAAGUUCAAGGACGUGAUGCAGCGUAAACCGAAAGACGAGCGACGUGAAAAGGAACUCGAGAAUCACGCGCAAUUUCUUUUGGUGCACUUCAAUCACGUGCACAAACAGAUCAGACGAGUGGCGGACAAAUAUCUAAGUGCUUUGGUGGAUGCUUUCCCGCAUCUGUUGUGGAACUGUAAAGUUUUAUGGAGCAUGUUGGAUAUAUUGCAGAUUUUAUCGUAUUCGUUGCAACUUGACCCGAACGAGGAAACUCCAAGUCUAAGAAUACCUAGCACACCGUAUAGCAUCGAGUUGAUGAACACUAUUGAGGCAAGAGAGAUUAUCGUGAAGGAUUUUACCGCGAGAUGCAAAGGUAUAGUGCAGGAGGCUAUGAAGUGGGCUCCGCAGGCCACUAGAUCGCACUUGCAAGAAUACAUCAAUCAGAUACCGUCAUCCGGCAUGCGGCAUUAUUCCGGUUUGUCUCUCGCCAUUGAUUCAGUCCUCGAAUUCGUGGACACCACAAUUCCCACGGUAGUUCCGACAAAUACAAAUUCGUUGGAUAGAAGACCACGUGGUCCGAAAGGCGCGAGUUCAUGGCUACUCUCGAUGAUGUCCACGAGAUCGUGGCACGCGGGCGAGGUUGCCGGCAUGCUUGCUCUCGCGCGUACCGAGUCACCGACGUCGGAAAUGACUCUGGAUGAGUGCAGAGACAAAGUCGUCGACAGACUGAUCGCGGCGGUACGUCGCGCCUGUCAGGAACGCGACGAUAUCGCUUAUCGCGGCGCUCUGUGGCGAGUUACAGCUCUUUUAAUAUCUAUGUCUGGAAUAAACAGACGAUUGUUGCAUACAGUUGCGUGCUCGCAAAUAGAACUUUUUACGACCGCGGCCAUGACGACGGCAGUCGAAUGCUGGCAGUGGAUCCUGACCGUGCGUCCUGAUCUGAAGUUGCGAUUUCUGCAAGAGAUGUUGCUCGCCUGGCAGUACACCGUCGACAAAAGAAUGGGACUGUUCACGCCCAACGAAGAGGAAGUCAGUCCACUCGCGGUCUACGAAGGCUGCAAACUCGGACCGAAUCCACCGCACGUGAAGCCGCACGAUAUCUGGGUGACUUUUAUAGUAGAGCUUGUCGAGACGGCCAAAUACUGCUGUCAGGAGACGGUCGAUAUGAUCGCCAUGCUGCUACAUCGCUCGUUGUCGAUGAACGUUGGCUCGUCUGGCGAAGAACCUGGCAUUAACCGACACGUUGCCGCCGUGGGCGUGCGUUUCAAACUUCUCUCGUGCGGUCUGGUGCUACUACAAGGUGACGUUUUACCGAGCAGGACUUUGAGCAAAAAUGUCCUGCGAGAACGCAUCUAUUCUAACUGCUUGGAUUACUUCUGUCGAGAACGUCAAUUGCCGACUCAAGAGAUCGAUCAGCUUAGCGAAGACGUAGUUACAUUGAUUCGCUUCUGGCAGGUGAUGCAUAGUGAUAAAAAAUACUUAAUGAUGACGGGAGUCGAUAACGAAUUUGAGAUAGUGCCAUCUCAAACCAGCACGACCGCGAUGAUCGUUCCAAGCGAGACAAUCAGUUCUUUAGCUCCCACACCAAACGACUUCUCCAAGUCGUCCAGCAACGUGUGGAUAAACACCAUGCCGAUGUCGACUAGUAGCAAUACAUUGGGCAAGCGCAGCAAUCGCAGCAAGCGAGUUGUGAACGCCAACAUUCUCGUGAAAGAUUACAUCAAGAAGCGAAAUUUAAUUCUUGAGUUGUUAGCGGUUGAAAUUGAGAUGUUGUUGGUCUGGCGAAAUCCUAGCGCAAAAGCGGAACUUGCAGUGCAAGGAGAAGGGAGUAUCGCAGAUUGGCGUGCCAAAGGGAUGAACGAUCGUUGGCGCGAGUAUACACGUCUCGCGUGGGAAAUCAGUCCAAUCUUGGCAAUAUUCUUGCCGGUACGAUUAAAGAAUCACGAAGUCAUCAUCAAGGAGAUCUGCGGUUUGGUGCGUCUUAAACCCGUGCCGGUCAUGCACGUGUCGGAAGCACUACAGUAUCUUGUCACGACAGACACGCUACUCAACGAUGUACCUGAAUUAGUUUAUAUGUUAACAUGGGCAAGAGUGUCUCCGAUUCAAGCACUGGCGUACUUCUCGCGACAAUUCCCGCAUCAUCCAAUCUCGGCGCAAUACGCGGUACAAGUGCUGGAUAGUUAUCCAGCCGAAGCUGUGCUCUGCUACAUACCUCAGUUAGUGCAGGCAGUUCGUCACGAUGCAAUGGGCUACGUAAUCGAAUUUAUCAAAAAGAUCGCCAAACGAUCACAGGUCGUGGCCCAUCAGCUAAUCUGGAACAUGCACACCAACAUGUACAUGGACGAAGACAAGCAGAUGAAAGAUCUGGUGUUGUACGACGUUCUAGAUUCGUUGACGAAAAACAUAUUGAACACGUUGUCCGGACCUGCAAAACAAUUCUACGAAAGAGAAUUCGAUUUCUUCGAGAAGAUUACCAGUAUCUCGGGCGAAAUUCGACCGUAUCCAAAGGGACCAGAACGCAAAGCCGCGUGUCUAGAAGCUCUGGCUAAGGUCAAAGUACAACCUGGUUGCUAUCUACCGUCGAAUCCUGAAGCAAUGGUUCUUGAUAUUGAUUACAAAAGUGGUACUCCGAUGCAGAGCGCUGCCAAGGCGCCGUUUUUAGCGCGUUUCAAAGUGCAAAGAUACGGUAUCAACGAGCUCGAGAACAUCGCAUUAGCGGUUUCGACCAGCGGGAAAAUUGAAACCAAAAAAGAAUCGGAAGAACAGACAGUGUGGCAAGCCGCCAUCUUUAAAGUAGGCGACGACGUCAGACAGGAUAUGCUGGCCCUGCAAGUAAUUAGUAUUUUUAAGAACGUCUUCCAGAAAGUUGGGCUGAAUCUCUUCCUGUUUCCCUACAGAGUGGUUGCUACAGCUCCUGGGUGUGGUGUGAUAGAAUGUGUGCCGAACGCGACGUCGAGAGACCAGCUUGGUCGUACGACAGACAGCGACAUGUAUCAAUACUUCAUUACGCAACACGGUGAUGACACAACCAAGGAGUUUCAGAACGUCCGUCGUAAUUUUGUCAAGUCGAUGGCGGCGUACAGCGUGAUCACGUAUCUCCUGCAGAUCAAAGACCGUCACAACGGUAAUAUCAUGAUAGACACUCAAGGUCACAUUAUACAUAUCGACUUCGGCUUCAUGUUCGAGAGCUCGCCCGGCGGGAAUCUGGGUUUCGAGCCCGACAUCAAGCUCACCGAUGAAAUGGUGCUGGUGAUGGGCGGCAAGAUGGAGGCCGCACCGUUCCGCUGGUUUAUGGAACUGUGCGUGCAAGCUUUCCUCGCAGUCAGACCUUAUCAAGAAGCUAUCAUCUCCCUCGUCUCUCUCAUGCUCGACACAGGAUUACCGUGUUUCCGUGGGCAGACCAUUAAACUUUUGCGCAGUCGGUUUGUGCCUACCGCCACUGAUCGGGAAGCAGCGACUUUUAUGAUGAACGUAAUACGUAGUAGCUACCUCAACUUCCGUACAAAAACUUACGACAUGAUACAGUAUUAUCAGAAUCAAAUCCCCUAUUGAAUUGUUAAAACCAGAAAGUUUACAUAUUUACACACACAUACACACACACACACUCCUAUUUGUCCUCCUUUCCUCGUCUCUUUCCUUUUCCUCUCCUCUUACCCUUCUUGUCAUUGUCGGCGAUGCUUCGUGCUCGCUACAACUGUUGUUAUAGGUAGACUAGGAUGUUGCAUUAUUAGAAAAAAUGUAAUUGUUGACUUUGUGAAACUAUGUACAAAUGUAUCGGUGUCAAGAUUAUUUUUUUAGUUUCACGAGUUUCUCUCGCGAAAAAAAUGUCUUUGCUCUUUCAUGUAUGGUAUAUGUGUAAUAAUUUUAUACAUGUGUGUAUAUAUAUAUAUAUAUAUAUUUAUGUAUAUAUGAAAUAGUCUAUACACAUGUGGUAUACACGUCUGCCUUACGCAGCACGUCUGCAUAUGAAUUUACAUUCCUGUCUAUGAAUAAUGAAUACACUCUGUUAAAUGGUUAAAGAUUAAAUAAUAUAUAUUACUUCAA
Molecule: messenger RNA, 7064 nt
Organism: Pseudomyrmex gracilis
Lineage: Eukaryota; Metazoa; Arthropoda; Insecta; Hymenoptera; Formicidae
Gene: Pi4KIIIalpha
Product: phosphatidylinositol 4-kinase alpha
Exons: 21
Coding region: 255-6572 (2105 amino acids)
Biological process (GO): phosphatidylinositol phosphate biosynthetic process; phosphatidylinositol-mediated signaling
Cellular component (GO): cytoplasm; plasma membrane
Molecular function (GO): 1-phosphatidylinositol 4-kinase activity
Source: RefSeq, a predicted model, not a curated record